This is a messenger RNA of Orussus abietinus, 449 nucleotides long. RefSeq lists its product as uncharacterized. The record is from RefSeq and is a predicted model, not a curated record. The transcript has 3 exons. The coding region runs from base 140 to 427 and encodes 95 amino acids. NCBI's taxonomy places the organism in Eukaryota, Metazoa, Arthropoda, Insecta, Hymenoptera, Orussidae. Gene Ontology annotation, cellular component: EKC/KEOPS complex.
UAGCUAUUGGAGCCGGUCAUAAGAAACGUAAUAUUGCGGGAAUUUUGAUCAAGGUGAUCAUGUGUCAAUUGAUGUUAUGAACGUAAUUCAAUGUAUUCAAUCAUUUAACUUUAUAUAAAUUAAUGUACUAAUACAUGCUAUGGGCGAUUUAAAUGUGUAUCCUUUUGAUUGUGAUGUGACUAUUCCUUUUCCAACUGCAAGAGAAGCAGAAAUCGCUUUCGAGGCAUUGAAAGUUGAUCCGGAACCUAAACGAAGCGGUGUUACAAAAAAUUUAAGCUUGCACGGCAACCUACUAAAAGUAUCAUUUUCUGGAACAGAGGCACGUAAAGUACGCGUGGGACUAACAGGAUUUUUUGAUAGUUUAAUUCUUGUUACCGAAACAAUGAAUGAAUUUGGUCCACCAGAGCCUGAAUAUACACAUUAUUAAAUCCAUUACUAUAAAACUAUUG